Gossypium arboreum is the source of this 537-nucleotide messenger RNA. RefSeq lists its product as uncharacterized. NCBI's taxonomy places the organism in Eukaryota, Viridiplantae, Streptophyta, Magnoliopsida, Malvales, Malvaceae. The record is from RefSeq and is a predicted model, not a curated record. The coding region runs from base 1 to 537 and encodes 178 amino acids. The transcript has 2 exons.
AUGGCACCUUACGAGGCUCUAUAUGGAUGUAAGUGUCGUACUCCUCUACAUUUGACUAAGUUGGGUGAACGUCGAGUUUUGGGUACUAAAUUGGUUUCCGAGACUGAGGAUAAGGUUAGACUGAUUCAAGAUAAUCUGAAAGCACCGUCUGAUAGACAGAAGUCUUGUGCGGAUAUGAAGAGGCAUGAUAUUGAGUACUCUGUGGGAGACUUCAUUUUUCUAAAGGUUUCUCCAUGGAAGAAAGUUCUGAGAUUUGGUUACAAGGGAAAAUUGAGCCCUAGGUUCAUCAAACCAUAUUGGAUUCUGAAACAUAUAGGGCUGGUCACUUAUCAGUUAGAGCUAUCUCCAGAGUUGGACCGCAUCCAUAAUGUCUUUCAUGUCUUGAUGUUGAGGCGUUACAGCUCUGAUCCUACUCAUAUGGUCCCUGUUGAGGAGAUUGAGGUCCUGAGGAGGAAGUCCAUUCCAUUGGUGAAGGUUCUGUGGCGGAAUCAUAACACUGAGGAGGCCACGUGGGAACAUGAGGACUUGAUGCAUUAG